CGCAGUGUGAGAAGUUCAAAAGGGAAGAAAGAGAAAACGGAGGAUUCGAAGAACAAAAAAAAAAAAAAAAAGCAAUAUAAAAAUUGAAAAAUCGGGUCACCACCGAUGGCUACGAUUUAGCCAGCAGGUACGCUUCCAUCUCCGAUGUAAUUCCUCAGUUGUUUUCUGCCGUCGGAUUUUCUCGAUCUGAAAUAAAUAAAAUAAGAAAUAUAUAUAAACGAGAAAAUCGUUUGUUCUGAGAUUGGAUCAAUGGCCGUCGUCGAUAAUGCGGGCGUUGAUUUGAGCGUGACCGUCGGAUCGUCUUUCGAAGCGGCUCCUGCCCCGGACUCCUCCGACGUUGAUCAAGGGAAACCGGCCCACCCUGGAAUCCGGAUGGCCGAUCCUAACCUACAGCAGAACCCAAUUCUACGGUCGCCGUCAUCGUCCCACGAUCAGGCCUUCCACAAAAAGGCCCAGCAAUUCCAGCAGCAGCGACCUACUCCCCCGGCUUACGUUAGCAAUCACCACAACCAGAUUCAGCACGACGUCCACCAGGGGCCGAAGGCGGGCGGGGUGCUGCACCAUCGACCGAAUGGCGUGGAUUCGCAAAGGAGCGGAGAGGCCGGGGAGGGGUUCCAGCAGGAAAUGAGGGAGUUGGAGGAGCUCCUCUCGAAUCUGAAUCCGAUGGCGGCGGAGUUCAUCCCUCCAUCGCUCUCCAACCAUGGAUCUGCCAUUGGUGGCGGAGCUGGCAUGGCCCUCUAUGGUAACGGAUUUGGGAUGCUUAACGGCGGUGGGAACGGGAAUGGUGGUAGGCGGAAGAAGAACAACUUUAGUCAUGGGAAGCGGAGAUUGAACAGCCGAACCAGUAUGGCUCAGCGUGAGGAGAUAAUUAGGAGGACAGUUUAUGUUGCUGAGAUCGAUCACCAGGUCACUGAAGAACAGCUUGCAGCUCUCUUCCAAAGCUGCGGACAGGUUGUUGACUGCCGUGUAUGUGGGGAUCCAAAUUCUGUUCUUCGUUUUGCUUUUAUAGAGUUCACAGAUGAGGAAGGUGCAAGGGCUGCUUUGAGCCUGGCGGGCACCAUGCUUGGAUACUACCCAGUAAGAGUGCUGCCUUCAAAAACUGCAAUUGCACCAGUCAAUCCAACAUUUUUGCCUAGGUCUGAAGAUGAACGCGAGAUGUGUGCAAGAACUAUUUAUUGUACAAACAUUGAUAAAAAGGUUACUCAAGCUGAUGUCAAGCUCUUCUUUGAGUCAAUAUGUGGAGAGGUUUAUCGCUUGAGACUUCUAGGGGACUAUCAUCAUUCUACACGUAUUGCUUUUGUUGAGUUUGUAAUGGCUGACAGUGCAAUUGCUGCUCUCAACUGUAGUGGAGUGGUGCUGGGAUCCUUGCCCAUAAGGGUCAGCCCAUCAAAGACACCAGUCCGACCACGUGCUCCUCGCCCACCACCGCACUGAAUUGUCGCAGGUCCUGAGGCGGCUAAUCUUACCUCUAUCUAUACAUAUAUAUACAGAGAUAUUUAAGGUAUUUCUUUGGUCUUCUAUCUAUUUUGUUUAGUCGUUUUGUUUCAUCAUAGGCAGAUCUCAGUGUAUUCUAGGGGGAACAUGAAUUGUUCUUGCUAGCAUGUAGAGGUGGUUGGAACUUCGAGGCUUUGAAGUUUUAUCUCUCAGUUCAUGUCAAAACGAAAAGGGAAAAAAUUUUCAGAUGUUUUCUGACGUCCAAAUUUAAACUACUUUCAGCGACUGAUCCAAUCGCUCGUUGAUUGGUUUUUAUGGCAUUCAGCUGUUAUAUGCUUCAUUUA
Magnolia sinica is the source of this 1778-nucleotide messenger RNA. RefSeq names its product polyadenylate-binding protein-interacting protein 11-like. The coding region runs from base 250 to 1434 and encodes 394 amino acids. Gene Ontology annotation, molecular function: RNA binding. NCBI's taxonomy places the organism in Eukaryota, Viridiplantae, Streptophyta, Magnoliopsida, Magnoliales, Magnoliaceae. The transcript is spliced from 10 exons. The record is from RefSeq and is a predicted model, not a curated record.